Messenger RNA from Hippocampus comes (tiger tail seahorse), 1168 nucleotides. RefSeq names its product myo-inositol oxygenase (gene miox). The transcript is spliced from 10 exons. The record is from RefSeq and is a predicted model, not a curated record. Gene Ontology annotation, cellular component: cytoplasm. Gene Ontology annotation, molecular function: iron ion binding; inositol oxygenase activity. Gene Ontology annotation, biological process: inositol catabolic process. NCBI's taxonomy places the organism in Eukaryota, Metazoa, Chordata, Actinopteri, Syngnathiformes, Syngnathidae. The coding region runs from base 104 to 1012 and encodes 302 amino acids.
CAUCCCGUUAGAUUCACUGAAGUCUGGUUAAUCUGUGACCGGACACAAGCGGACGCAACAUAUAAAUUGGCGCAACAACAACAAUAACUUGUCAUCUACAAGCAUGAGCGUCAUUAACUUGGGUCCAGACCCAAAUCUGGUUUAUCAGCCAAACCGAACACCUAAAUCCCAAAGGAAAGAUUUCCGAAACUUUGAGACGGGGAGUGUUGCCGAGCAUGUGUACAACACAUACAAGCUGAUGCACACUAACCAGAAUGUGGACUUUGUCAAGCGAAAGCACUUGGAAUGGAGCGGCUGCAGCCACACCGAAAUGUCCAUGAUGGACGCCGUCAUGUCUCUUGACCAGCUGGUGGACGAAUCUGAUCCAGACGUGGACUUUCCCAACUCCUUCCAUGCCUUCCAGACGGCCGAGGGCAUCCGCAACGAGCACCCAGACAAAGACUGGUUCCAGCUAGUGGGUCUGAUUCAUGAUGUUGGGAAGGUCAUGGCGCUGUGGGGGGAACCUCAGUGGGCCGUGGUUGGUGACACAUUCCCUGUGGGCUGCGCGUUUCAAAACUCCAUUGUGUUCCGAGACAGCACCUUCCAGGAUAACCCGGACGACACAAAUCCCAGCUACAAGAGACUCACCAUUUUGUUAAAGUUGACGUACUUUUCAUGCAUUGUUUUCGUCAGCUCGAAAUAUGGAAUCUACAAACCAAAUUGCGGGCUUGACAAUGUGCUUUUGUCCUGGGGUCAUGAUGAGUACCUUUACCGCGUUCUCCAGUUCAACAAGUGCAGCAUCCCCGAGGAGGGCCUCAACAUGAUCCGCUACCAUUCCUUCUACCCUUGGCACUCCCAAGGUGACUACAUGUACCUGUGCAACGACAAAGAUCUGCGAAUGCUGCCUUGGGUUAACGAAUUUAACAAAUUCGAUCUCUACACAAAAGCAGCUGAGCUGCCUGACGUGAAGAAGCUGUGUCCAUACUACCAGUCACUGAUUGACAAAUACUGUCCUGGGAUACUGAAAUGGUGAAAUGGCGCCACGAGAGCUAUUCAUUCACUACCAAACAGCCCAUUACGAAUUUCCAAUAUGUAGUAGCUGUACGUAGUUUUUUUGUGAAAAACAUGAAUGAGUGCUUGGAUGAAAAUGACUUUCAGGACAAUCAUUUAUUGUAUUUCAAUACUGUAU